This is a messenger RNA of Aspergillus ruber CBS 135680, 1979 nucleotides long. RefSeq lists its product as uncharacterized. The transcript has a single exon. Lineage: Eukaryota; Fungi; Ascomycota; Eurotiomycetes; Eurotiales; Aspergillaceae. Bases 208 to 1713 code for a protein of 501 amino acids. The record is from RefSeq and is a predicted model, not a curated record.
GCUGCGUAUGCGCACAUACGUUCGAUAGGCAAUAUACCUCUUCCGUUAAACUAGUCCUCUCCAUGUAGACCUCGUUAGUCCAGAGUAAAUCGACUCCCGAUUUCCCAUUUGAGCUACAAUCCGAGAGACCCCGCUUCAUGUAAUAUAAUCACCCGGCCCCUCCUUGCAACGCACAAAGAUUUCUUCACUUCUUUUCUCGACACCAACAUGGCCUAUCAACUCACCGAAGACGAUUUGGAUACCCAGAAGGAGUGGGGCUCAGCACCAGUCCGCGCUGCUCGCAAUCCCAACCCUGCUGUGCUGCAGGCCCUCAUGGCCUACUAUCAAGAAGGACUCAGUCGCUGGGAACAGCUGUCACAAAGAGAGCGAAAAUUCCUGCAAUAUUAUGGGCCCAAUGAAGGUGUAUGUGGGGCCAUAUGGGGUACUUAUGAGUCUCCUCUAACUGCAGCCAUCCGAGCGAAAUUAGCAUGCAAUGUGAACUUCCUUCUGGCGUUGGGCGCAGAUUGCAAUGGGAUUUCAGCUCAUGAUUUGUCUGACUAUUCUGUUCGGUUUCUGCGUGGUCGUGACGCCGGGAUUGACGUCUCCAGCUUUGCAAGUUGCCCCCCAAGGGCAGAACUCCUUGCGACCGCAAAGGCCAAAGGCAUUGAAAGCCAAUUGGCACCAUUGACCUCAGCUGAAUUAGAUGAGCGCCGGGUCGGGUUCCCACGAUUCUGGACAGAGCCUAAUGUACCCGGUCAACGAUUGCGCAUGAACACUGCAUUGACUGCUCUUGAGGUCGCGGCGCAGUGUGGUUAUGAAGAAUUAUUUGAUAUUGUGCAUACUGCAGGUGCUGAAGAUUCCUCAUGGCGAUCAACCUCAGAGACCCAAGAGGACAGCCCGCUGGAAAUCCCCAGCGAAGCUCCAUUGUCAAAGUUGUCAGUUUCGUCACCAGUACACCAAGCAAUUGCCUCUGGCCACCGAUCAAUGCUCAAUAAGCUUUUCAAAACAUAUAACUACUGUCCUAACUACCGUCCCUUGGUGGCACCUACAGUGGCCCUUCCACCGCUUUCCUUCGCUAUUGCCCAGUGUGAUCUGGCCAAGCCAGGUGUGCGUGAAUGCAUCAGUGACCUGUUUGCACACCCACGUCUUGCCCCCCAUCUGCGCACGCCUGUAUUUGAAAUACACCCGCUGCACUUUGCCACAGCAAGACACGAUCCUGAAUUCCUGGUUUGGAUUGCAGCUUCCAUCCCUGGUGGUCAUGCUACAGCCGGACGCACAGCUCUGGGCCAUACACUGCUCCACGUGGCUGCGCUUCCUUUGACUGGUGACCACACAGCAAAGACUAGACCAGCUGUGGAGCGCAGUAUCCACUGCGCCCGCACAUUGGAUUAUAAAUGGCUCCAGCACUCUCAACCCAGUCCGCGGCACCUCAAAUAUCCUAGGGGCAGGUUUCCUCGGAGUACAGCGGUGACCAAUCCCCUUAAACAAAAGCCCAUGACAGAGGCCGAGCAGGCUGCUCAGUUGGCUACCAUCAAGCUGCUACUGGAGUGGGGCGGAUUCGAUGUCCGAACGCAGGAUAUUGAUGGAAAUACCGCGUUACAUUACUUGGCGGCGACUUUGAAUGUUGGUUCUGAGACUGUAAAUGUAUUGCGAGCAAUGGAUGGUGGCGAGGAAGUCUGGCAGAGCUCGAAAAACUGGUGUGGCCUGACGCCAAAGCAGUUGAUGGAGGAAUGAUAGGUGCAUACAACAGCUCAGUAGCAGGGGUGAUCAUCUGCAUCAAGUAUUUGGUGUGAUAGGGAUCUAUAUUGGAAGGUUUGUUAUUGUUAGAGCUCGUUUAACAGCCUUCCACUCCUCAUGUCAUGAUUUGUUCAGGGAAACAAGGAGCUUUCAGAGCACCCAGUGCUCUGUGAGUCAACCAAGGCGCGAUAUUCGUAUCAGGAAGCUGGAGAGGAGAUAGAAAUUCAUUACAGUUACAGCCUCUAUCAACUUGUGUUCCAAAG